This is a messenger RNA of Vespula pensylvanica (western yellowjacket), 4041 nucleotides long. RefSeq names its product myelin expression factor 2 (gene rump). The record is from RefSeq and is a predicted model, not a curated record. The transcript is spliced from 9 exons. Bases 687 to 2438 code for a protein of 583 amino acids. Lineage: Eukaryota; Metazoa; Arthropoda; Insecta; Hymenoptera; Vespidae. Gene Ontology annotation, molecular function: mRNA binding. Gene Ontology annotation, cellular component: cytoplasm; nucleus.
ACAAUAAAAACGAGCUUGUACAACGAGAAGAUAGAAACGUUGAUAGGUUAUUUCGAGAUAAGUUUCACAGUUUGAUAUUAGGGAAGGUUUCAAUUACGAUUCGAGUAAAUCCGAAAUAAUCGAGAUCAAAAUUAUUAUUUCCCGCUGUAACACAUAUCUUUAAAUUCGAUCAGUAAUUGGUCGAUGAAACUAAGAAACUUGUGAUUUCAUUCUAACUGGUAGUUUUAUCGGAAGUUAAAAAAUCCUUUUAAAACUUUAACGAUAAUAGUUCGAUAAUACCUGGAAAUAACGUGAUUGAUAUCGUUAUCUUAUCGCGCUUAAUACUAUAUAUCAAUAAGAAGAAAAUUUUUUGCGAGUUUUUAACCUAUCGUAUUCAUAUUUUACAUGUUCGCAAAUUUACUUUUGAAUUCAUUGGUUUCCGGGAUUUUAUAACUUCCGUUGACAGCCAUUUUAUAAGACGCUUCUCGUGCUCGCGUAUGUUUGCUUCUAUUUUCAGUUUGACUCUUUUGUAACCUCGGAACUUAAGGUAGAUUAUCUAGGACUUCCUUUGUUAAUCGUUAUUUCACGUAAAUAACAAGGAUGAUCAAAGUUGAGGAAUGUUGAUUCAAAGUACUACUUGUAAUUAAGCUUUCUUUGUUUUAUACGGUGGUGUAUGAUUAUAUUCGUUAAGCGAUAUUUUUCAUAUCAUGUUCAAUAUUCUGUUAAACAACAGAGCACAAAUUCCAAAUGAUGAUGAAAGAGACAGAAGCAGAGAACGUGAUCGGAAUCGUCGAUCGGAUAGACAAAAUCGUAUCAAUUCGACUAGCCGCGAUCGGAGUAGAGAGAGAAACGAUCGUGGCGGCAGAAAAGCUUCAGAUAGAAGAAUUUAUGUAUCAAAUAUACCAUAUGACUUUCGAUGGCAAGACUUGAAAGAUUUAUUUAGAACGGAAGUAGGCAAGGUUGCACACGUUGAACUAUUUACGGAUGAAAAUGAUAAGCCUCGUGGUUGCGGUAUUGUAGAAUUUGAAGAUGCAGAAUCAGUAAAGAUUGCUGUUGAAAAAAUGCACCGUUAUGAUACGAAAGGAAGAAAAUUAGUCGUGAAAGAGGACUUUGAUGUUGAGCGUGAUAAAUAUGGUCGAUUAGCAACAGCUCGUAAUAACGAUAGACCAAGAGACGAUAGGUUUAGAGAUCCCCCUCGUCAGCAAGGAGGUGGUAGACAGAACAUGCCUGCACCUAGCGGUGGUGGCGGUGGUGGAGGUGGAGGUGUUGGCGGCGGCGGCGGUGGUGGAGGUGGAGGAGGCGGUGGUGAUAAUAAGUUUGGUAAUACGUAUGGUCUCAGUACACAAUUCUUAGAAUCUUUAGGCAUCAAUGGACCUUUGGUUACAAGAGUUUUUGUAGCAAAUUUGGAUUAUAAAGUGGACGAAAAGAAAUUGUUAGAAGUAUUUAAAUUAGCUGGAAAAGUUUUACAUGUUGAAUUAGGCAAAGAUAAAGAUGGAAAGUCUCGUGGUUUUGGAGUUGUGGAAUAUGAUCAUCCAGUGGAAUCUGUACAAGCCAUUUCAAUGUUACAUAAUCAACAACUUUAUGACAGACGAAUGACAGUAAGGCUCGAUAGAGCAAACGAACCAGAUAUGCCACCAAAAUUACCAGAAGGCUUGAAGGGCAUUGGAAUGGGAUUAGGAGCAGGAGGAAACAGAUUAAUGGAUGUAGCUCGAAACAUUCCUAGCGUACAAGCCAACAAUCCACCGGUUGUAAAUCCUAUCUCUGCUCCUGUUUUGGCUGCCGGUGCUUUUGGCGCUGGAUUAAAUAAUGUUGUACCUGCACAAUUAGCAUCUGCAUUGACAAAUUCAAAUGCAGCAGCACUUCAAGCGAGUCUUGCUGGUGGUUUAGGCGCGAACCUAACUACAAGCUCUUUACUGAAUUCGUCUUUAACAAACGAACUGGCUUCCAAUUUGAAUAGCUUUGGUGGUGGAGUUGGGGGUUUGUCAGGAUUACAAGCAUCUUUAGCUGGUGGACAAGGAAAUAAUUCUUUUGCACCAAGAGGUUUAUCUAAAUUAGAUAACGACAUAGGAUUUGGUGGUAACAAUGCUUUUGGAAGUUCAUCAUUUGGUGGUGGCAGAGAUUUUGAUGGGGGCUUCAACAGAGGGGAUGGGGAUCGCGUGUCUGGCGGAGGUGGUGCAUUCUCCGGGAAUCAAGGACAAGGUGGAGGUGGUAACAGACAAAAUGCUAAUGGUUCUCGACCGAUGUCAGAUACCAUUCUUAUAGGAAAUUUACCUCCUAAUACUACGUGGCAAAUGUUACGUGAUAAAUUUCAAGAUGUUGGCGAGGUGAAGUUUGCAGAAAUGAGAGGUACAGAUAUGGGAAUGGUACGAUUCGUCUCUGAGUGGGAUGCGGAGCGAGCAGUGUCGAUGAUGAAUCGGUCACGUAUCGAUGGCAGGACAAUCGACGUACGCUUGUAUUAACGAAAGAACUACUACAUCGAUCAAAGCUAGAGGAGACUGGGGUUUGCUAUGUCGUCUGCAGCAUUGUUCCGCUCCCGAUGACAAUACUUGAAAUUCAUCGUAGUUGUGUGGCAGAACGUAGGACAGUGAGUGAGAAGUAAUCUGUCGUUGGAAGAACAACAGUCGUGUUGUAUACCUGUUCAACGUUGAAACGCUCGUAUUGACGGCUAAUGGUCAGCCUUCUUUGACGUAACCGUCUUGUUCUAAAUUCUACACCGUCAGUUAUCGUUCCUUUUUACAGUCGAAAACGUUCACUUCUAAAUCAGCUUUCUUCGAGUGAUCGAUACAUAGUUUAGUUUGUUAGGUUUAGGUUCGUAAUGUUCUUACAUAGUCCAUAGGUUUUUUUCAGUAUAUAGGCUAUACUAUUUACAGUAAUCAGUAAAAAGUAGCUUGUAAGUUUAUUUCAUAGUUGUCACACGAUGAGAGUAAGAGAGAGAGAGAGAGAGAGAGAGAGAGAGAGAGAGAGAGAGAGAGAGAGAGAGAGAGAGAGAGAGAGAGAGAGAAAGAGAGACGACUCAAUCGGUUUUCUGACAUUCCGGUCUAAAGUGACGCUCUGGUCGUUCGCAAACAGGUCAACCAAACAGGGACAAGAUAAUUUUUUUGUCGAAUAUUAAUACUUAAAUCUGCACGGCUGUCACGAAUGUUAAGAGUUAAAUUUUCGAUCAGAUGAUAAUCCAUCUAUAUUAGAUACUCGUCCAACGACUCAAUUCUUAUACGGAUAGUAAAUAUCUGUCGUUUUAUUCUAAUGUCAGUUUCUCUCAUAUACAUCGGUUCUUAUGCCUAAUAUGUAACUAGAUGUAUCGUGGCUCGACAGGGAACAAUUCUCCGCUCCGUUCACCUUUGAAAUUUAUUUUUUUUUGUUAUCCAGUGUUAUCCACGCUGCAUACUACAUCGUUGUAAUUAUUUUGGAGAUUUAAAGAGCAUAAACCUUUUUAUUUCGCUUUAGGAAGGUCCCUUUCGGUUCAAUCGCUCUGAGACUUCAGCGAACGAACAUUGGAUGACUUUAUGCCCUAAAUUUGCUAGAAUUGUCUUACGUAUUGUGCACAAUUAUAUGUUUACCAAAAAAUAUAAAACACGUUUAUAUAAUAUAUAUAUAUAUAUGCAUAUGUAUAUAUAUAAUAUAUUACACACAUAUAUAUAUAUAUAUAAUAUAUAUAUUAUAUAUAUGUGUGUAUAACGUGAAACGAUUUCUGAUGUUUCGUGCUUUUUAUAUCAAUAAAGAAGAUAUAUAUAUAUAUAUACAUAUAUAUACAUACAUAUAAAUACGUAUAUAUAUAUAUAUGUAUGUAUGUAUGUAUGUAUAUUAUUAGAACACUAUUUUACGAUAAUAAUAAUAAUAAUAAUAAUAAUACUUCUCGCGCGAAUCUAUUCUUUGGUAAACAUAUUUCUUCUCGCCAUGUAGAUUUCGAGGAACAUUCUCUGCGCAUUGUGUAACACUCUUGUAUAACCACAACCUCAUUAAUAGUGAUUGAAUAAAGUCCACAUCCAUUUUGACAACAAAAAAGAAAAAAAAAAGAAAAAAAAUAUGAGAAAAAAGAAAAGUAAAUAAUAAUAUGCUGUGGUC